Messenger RNA from Bolinopsis microptera, 1188 nucleotides. RefSeq lists its product as uncharacterized. The coding region runs from base 100 to 1098 and encodes 332 amino acids. Lineage: Eukaryota; Metazoa; Ctenophora; Tentaculata; Lobata; Bolinopsidae. The record is from RefSeq and is a predicted model, not a curated record. The transcript is spliced from 8 exons.
GGUAAAGAUGCUAAACAAUUGUCCUCUUCCUGGGAAACAGAGAACAAGCAUUUGUGGUGUGCUUCUUCCUAACUGCAGUGGGAAGGACACAUUUGAAGUAUGAUGGAAAUACAGGGAUCCAACCAAACGGUGAACAUACAGUUAAGCGAGUUGGCGAAGGAAACGAAGGAGCUGAUGAUAAGUUGCAACGACCGGGAACCUAUCCACCUCUCUCAUUCUCUACUUGAGACGGACAUUCUCCUUGAAAGGUUGAGUCUAAGACACGUUAACCUGAUUCCUGAGGUCAAAGAUGAAGAGCGAAAACCUCCAGCACGCCUUCGGCGCCGAAUAUCCUCAUUCGGGAGCAAGUCACAUGAGAUAGCAGAAGAAGUGAAGCAACUUAAAGAUAAACAGGAACUUGAACUGUAUAAAACUGUGUUCGCUAAGUGGAGUGGGUUAACUCAUCUUGAAAUAGUGGAUGGUGCCGGGGUAUUGACGGAGCCGCUUCAUUUCAUUAAGUCUCUCCCCGUUGUUGUUCCCCAGCUCGAAUCUCUUAAGAUCAAGAAGACGAUGGAUAGCAGAUCAACAGGGGACGAUUACAUGAUCCUUGAUAGUGGCACCAUGAGCUCGCUGGCCCAACUUGACAACCUCAGAGUACUUCACUUGCUGGGGUUCGCAGGUCGACAGGACCGGUACCAACGGUACCUGUUCACAAACCUGGACGAUGCAGUGGAGACUCUAGCUCACAAAGGCAGACUGGAGGAGUUUCAUUUUAGUCAGUCUGGCAUCUCAUACAGAAGCAUUUUCGCUCUCAUUAGACACUGCAAAAAUCUUAGAGAAAUGACUGUGUGGAGUAGGUUCGGAGAGCCGGGCCUGUUCAUGUUGCAUCACAACCUUCCUUUCCUGAACCUAGCGGAUCAUCAUCAGAACAGUGCCGUGUAUGAACCCGAGGAGGACUCUCCCAGACAACUCACCAUGUCUCUCACCAACGUGGUCAUGGAGCAGUCCAGAUACGAUCCAGCCUGGAUAAACGACACGUAUCCUGAAGAGAAAAUAACAGUUAAAGAUCUUCUGCAGGCCGAGGAGAAGAACGGAGUGGAUCGGUCUGACGGAGAAUAAAUAUGUUUUAAGGAGGAUGUUUUAAUCUUAGGAAAGUUUUAGCCGGGAACGGGUUUGAUUUUUAUCUAGAAAUAAAUCUUUGGAAAUUAC